This is a messenger RNA of Acaulospora colombiana, 163 nucleotides long. NCBI's taxonomy places the organism in Eukaryota, Fungi, Glomeromycota, Glomeromycetes, Diversisporales, Acaulosporaceae. The record is from the annotation of a GenBank genome assembly.
CUACUGGCCCUUAUCCUGAUCAAAUUCUCGGGGAGUCGCGCAAUAUACAUAAAAAACUCGUCACUCAAGAUCUCAAGAAGGCAGAGGAGCAUCAGCAGAAGGCAUUGCGUCUCUACUUCGUCCAGUAUCCGUUUGCUCGAGAAUUCACCGUGAACUUUGAAAC